UCUGUUAUAUAACCACCCAUCAAUCAAGCCAUCGCCGUCUGACUAUCAUGACGACCUUACCAGAAAUAGCAGAUCUCUUCUCUAGGCUUGCUUCCAAUCUCCAAACCCUAAAACCCAAAUCGAUAGUCGAUGAAGGGAAAGAAGAAGUAUCUCUUAAUCUCUCAAUUUCAAAGCUCAAUCAAUCUCUUAACCUUUGCAAAGAUUCAAGUGUUAGGGUCUUGGACACUUUACUCUCUCUUAUGUGCUUCAAAGCACCCCAGGUUUUUGGUUCAACGAUUGAUUAUCUGGUGAAGACGAUUGUUACUGUGUUGCAUUCUUCCGUUAGCUGCGAGGUGCUCAUGUUUGAAAAUGAAGAAACUUUACAGAUUGGUAGCUCAAUUUUGCCUCGUGAUUGCCUGAAAUUGAUAGAAAUGUGUAACGCUGUUAUACAAAAACUAGAGGGACAUGAGGUACUGGCUAGCUCGCUGUUACAUGCUGUUGUAAGAGUAGCAGUUUCCACUUCUUUCUGCCAGUUCUCUUUCCAGUUUCCACCAACUCUUGAAGAAAAAGAAGUUGAUGAAAGAAGUGUUGCUUUUUCAAAGCUUCAUUGCCAUUUGCCAAGAGAAUGCUCCCUCCAAAACCAUGAAAUACCACUGAGGCUGCUGUUCUGGUAUCUUGACCCAGCGUCUCUGCAGCAUGAUAUUUCAAAAAUUUUGCAAGAUGCUGUAACCAUGCCUUUCCUUUGCCUGAGUAACGAAUUUCACAAGAGGAUGGAUUGGCGCAACCUGGUUAUAUGCUUAGCACUUUCUCCUGUUAUGUUUAUUGAGACCAGAGCUCUCCUACACAACUGGUUUUUGAUGACGGGUUUUGCUUUCAUACUAGAGUUUCUGGUUGCCUUGAUUUCAGUGAUACUGGAUCUACUUUCAAGACCAACCUGGUGGGGCAUACCAAUGGAUUUGGGAUUUAAGCUGCCACUGUCUGAUGCAUACUUUCCCUGCCAGAGUCAUUUGUUGAGGACCUUGGCUGGACCUCUCUUCUCAGAAAAGUUUGUACAUUUGGUUCAUGUUAUUGGCAGUCCCAUAUCUGGUGCUAGGAAACAAUCUGCUUCCAGUUUCAAGCGGACUGGAAUAAAGCUCGCAACAAUAAAUCAGAAUUCUUUGUGGGCUUUGGCAGUCAACUUCCCAGAUUGGUUCUAUUUUGCAUCUAUUUUGCUCUUCUCUGGAAAAAGUUUCCAAGAUCAUUUUCAACCAAAAUGCAUGAUAGGAGCCCCUAAGAAUAGAGGACCACAUGAUUCGGUGCUUCUCUCUCAAGCUGCAGCAAGGUAUAUUGCUUGGGUCAUGAGCCCUUUAAAUAAAUCCAAUCAGGAUUUGCUGGUUGGUUGUUUGAUUAAGAUCUCAGAGGCUUGGACUCGCCAACAGUUUGGCCCAGGUGUACAUGAUAAGAAAGCUCUCGGUUGUGACAAGCUUAAGAAACACAAAUUUCAUGGCAGCAAGGACUAUAAUCUUACAAAAGUAGGUAAUUCUAAAAUGAUUGACCUCUGGCUCAGAGAAUUUCAGAGCACAUACUUGGAUUUUGCUAAAGAAGCUUUUUAUGGCUCUGCAUCUCGUGAAACAAAUGCUUCUUGUGGGCAUAGUUUACAUGAAGACCUACUGGUAAGGGGAAUACCAUUAGGUGUCUUGGUUGGAUGUCCCAAUUCUAUAACUGAUGAUGGAUGUGAACUUUUGUUGCAUUAUGCUGCCACUGGUAGAAUUGGUUUAAUGGAAUCAAAGUUUUCUGGAUCAAAGCAUGCUGAGCAAAUUUCUGAAUUCAAGGAAGGGUCAAAUACACAAGCAGGCAUGUGCAAUACUAAAAGGGAGGCUAUAGCUGGUGCCUGUCUUGCCUUCAGGUUAACUGAUAUUGUCCAGAGUAUGUCUGCUUCAUUCUUUGAGAACCAAGAGAUCGGACAGGAGUACAUUUACCAGGUGAAACUAAAGGCUAGCAAGUAUUUGAUCAAGUGUAUCAAGAGACUAAUCCAGCUGGGUGUGGAUGAAGAUGGACCCAUGCUGCUAAUGGGUCUUCAUGAUAGGUUGCUGCAGUGGAGACAUCAAGGGAAAGAAGUAAUAGAGGUUAAUAAGGAUCUGGACGAUAUCACUAGUGAUUUGAGCCACAAAUUAUCUUUACUGUGAGAAUAUUUUGAAAAUAUUUCUUGGUUUCUUCCUUCUCAAUUUUUGUAGCAUUAACAUGUAAGAUGAAAGAAUAUUAUUUAAUUUUUUUCUCUCAAGCUACAGACAAUGAAAUUGACUGUUCCAUUUUGCAA
Molecule: messenger RNA, 2275 nt
Organism: Carica papaya (papaya)
Lineage: Eukaryota; Viridiplantae; Streptophyta; Magnoliopsida; Brassicales; Caricaceae
Product: acyl-CoA synthetase family protein
Source: RefSeq, a predicted model, not a curated record